AACCAUUGAAAAGCAAGACGAGGCGCAGAAGAGUACCUCCCGUUCGAUUGUCUCCUGAUGGUGUCGUGAAACCUCUUUCUGAUUGCUUGCAUCGGAGCAAAAACGAAAAUAACGAUGCAGAAUUACCCUGUGAAUUUAUUGUGAACAAAUUUGUGUGCUAUCCUGAAAAACUAUGAAGUGACCGUCAAGGAUUUAGUGUAAUGUUUUGUUUUUUUUUGGAUGCGCCCCAUUUUGGAUGUUCCGUGAGAGUAGUGGAUUAUUCAUGUGGUAAUUGGUAUCUGUAUGUUUGGGAUCCUCUCUACCUGUGGGGUAAGUGAGAAAACUUGAAAAUCGUAGUUAUCAAUAGCCGUAAUUUUGUGUACGAGUAUUGAUAGGAAAGUGAAAAAUUGAAGCAAACAAAAUGAAAAAAGUGAAGAGCACACACUGAAAGUGAAUCCACUCCCGAGUGAUUAUGAAAACAUUCCUGUCGAGUCUUCAAGGCUGCCGUGUUUGUAAUUGCUGCUGUUGGUGAAUGGAAAAGAUGGAAGCAGUGUCGGAAUGAGGCGAUGAGAACUGCGCCUAGUUCAAUCUGCCAGUAGAAAAAUACAACGACGUAGUGAAGACUCCUAUUAAAUGUGUCCUAAAUGUACGCUGUUAAACGGAGAUUAAAGGUCAUCGUCGGAGCUAGCUGCAAAAACUGAUAGAAAGGUACGGUCCAGUAAAUCUCAUCACAAAGGAACUUGUAGUUUGCAGUCCGGAGUAGAACCACACAAUGGUGCACAGUGGUGCGUACUUUUCGCACUAUCUGCUGCGACCACCGCCAUCAUCAAUAGGAAUAUCUCAGCAGCUGUCUGCCAGUAGCUUUCGCCAUCGGAAAUCUACUACCACUAGGAAGUACUACUUGUCAUCAUUGCCGCGGCUUGCGGAGACGUCAAUUGUAACCGAUAGAACCAAUUCAAGCCCCACUUUGCUAGCGCUGUCAUCACUGCUAUCACUAGUGUUGCCCUCGAACGAAGAGGAGUUAGCGCCGGACAAUCAGCAUCAGCUAGCGAAUCGAAUGCAGAUCGGGUCUAUUGUUCAGUCGCCACGGAAUCGUUAAAUAAAUUUCCUUAUAUCAGACGAGACUGCAGUUCGUUGGGUUCCAGCGCCGCCACAGGAGUGUGGUGGGAGCGAACCAGAGAUUAGUAAUAAUAGAGUUCUUAGGGAUUAGGACGAACGAACCUAUCAGGGUUUUUCGGAGGAAGCGAUGUAUUCCGAUACCAUCGCGGAACUGGACACGAUAGCCAAUGUGAUCGGUCUGCGGGGUGUUGGUACUAGUACUUUAAUUAAGUUUGUGGAUAUGUGGUACCAUGUGUUCCUGUGGGCUCUGUUCUCAUCAAUCGUCAUUCACACCGGUGCAGCGGUGAUCGCAUUUGUAACGCUGCGCAAACAUAAGUUCGGUCGAUUUUUCUCAAUUUUUAUUCUGGUUAUGGGUGUGGUCUCUCCGGUUACCGGAGGUACCGUUAGCAGUGCAACCAUUGCCUUUGUACAUAGAGCCUCGAAUCUACCGAUGUCGCCCAUCUUGGCAAUGGUGUAUGGCGUAGGUCAGACUAUACUGUCUGCCUGUCUCGGGUUUACGCGAGUACUAGCGACAUUGUAAAUACAUGUAUCCGUUCUUACGUGGUUAUUGUAUUAAUACACCAGAACUAAGAAGACCACUGAAAAAAAUAACUCACACAUGCAAAUCUACACACAUCUAAAUUAUUGUACUAGUAGAAAUUCUAAAUAGAACAGAAAACAAAAUAGGAAAAUGUUAGUCAUUUUACGAUAGACCAGGUUUUUAUCAAAAUGCGAAAGAGAAGAAGAAAAAGAUAAACAUACGUAGAGGCACUCCGGUGAGGAGAACCUUCCUAAUGGCCAUAGAGGACAAGAUAUGGUUAUUAAUAAUAAAGUCAAGUCAGCAAACUGCUAACGAAUAAGCUGAUACUAGCUUAGCGUAAAAGAAACUGGAAAGGGAAGCGAAUACAAAGCGAAAGAAAACAACAAGAGGAAUAGUGAUAUAUACCUAAAGAAAUAAUUGAACCUAAUUAGUAGCAAAAAAUAAAUGGGAUAAUCUAAAGCUAGUUAAUGGAAUCAAACGCCACUAUAACGAAACCUAAAUGUGCUAUCAUUAUCACUAUCAACCAACAAAGAAAACAAAACCAGAACCUGCACUUUCGAUAUCAUUUGGCCCAAGCUUCCCUAUGUUCAUCAACGCAUACCCCUCGCCUUCCUAGAAGAUUCACUUUGCCCAACAUAUCUAUAAUAGCAGCAGAUGGAAUCAAUUAUUUAUUUAUAAUUACUGUGCUUUUUGUCAUGUUUCUAUUCCCCUACGUCCCGCAGCAUCCCCUUGUGAGGAGUAAAGUAGCUUUGCAGAGUUUCCGAGUGUUAUUCAUAUUUGUUCCCCAUCAUUCUGAAUCCAGCGAUCGUUUCUAAUAGGAGUUGUGUAUUUUGCUCUCAAUAGUUAUAGUAGCGAUGUAUGUAUAUUUUGUUUCGAUAUUAUUAUUCCUUGAAAACAAGCGAACAUUUUAGUUGCUAGGCAAUAAAGUGGGAAUCAAUAAUAUGGUUUAGUAAUGAAAGGGAUUGUAAUUAAAGAAGAGACAUAUUAGGCGAACAAGGAAAGAGAUGGUGAAUAUUGUGUUAAGCUGAAGUCAAAUUCUCUCUAAAUUUAAAAAUAAUCAAGAUAUAUUAAAUAUAAGCAAAAAUACAACAAAACAAAAAAACUCCUUGAUGCUUAGAACGAAGCAGGUUUUAAUCAUAUUGAAUAAAUGAAUAAUAAUAAAAGUCAGUAAAUCGA
Messenger RNA from Topomyia yanbarensis, 2794 nucleotides. RefSeq names its product transmembrane protein 170A. The record is from RefSeq and is a predicted model, not a curated record. Lineage: Eukaryota; Metazoa; Arthropoda; Insecta; Diptera; Culicidae. The transcript has 2 exons. Bases 1226 to 1618 code for a protein of 130 amino acids.